Messenger RNA from Orbicella faveolata, 537 nucleotides. RefSeq names its product DNA repair protein Ku70-like. Gene Ontology annotation, cellular component: nucleus; Ku70:Ku80 complex. Gene Ontology annotation, biological process: telomere maintenance; double-strand break repair via nonhomologous end joining. Gene Ontology annotation, molecular function: telomeric repeat DNA binding; DNA helicase activity; damaged DNA binding. The record is from RefSeq and is a predicted model, not a curated record. NCBI's taxonomy places the organism in Eukaryota, Metazoa, Cnidaria, Anthozoa, Scleractinia, Merulinidae.
UUUUGUUUCCUAUAUUUGUUUUGGCAGACACGAUGGGACAACAAGGACAGCCUUAUUUUAGUAAUUGACUGUUCAAGAGAGAUGUUUCAACAGGUCCGAGGUGAAAUCCCUUUUCAGCUAUGCAUAAAGUGUGCUGUGAGUGUGCUGAAAAACAAGAUCAUAAGCAGUGACAAAGAUUUGAUUGGGAUUGUGUUCUUUGGAACUGAUAAGAGCAAGAAUCCAAGUGAUUUCAAGCAAGUGUAUUUAUAUCAGGAGUUAGAUUUUCCAGAUGCCCAACGUAUACUUGAUCUUGAAAAAUUUCUUGAAGAUGAUAGUUGCAAUGAUUUUGAAAACAAGUUUGGUCACAACAGUGGGUUUUCCUUAAAUGAUGUCCUCUGGACAUGUUCUAACAUGUUUUCCAAAAGUUUGCAGAAGAUUGGACACAAGCGCGUCAUGUUGUUUACCAAUAAUGACAAUCCCCACGCUGGUGAUCCUGCCCUUCAAGUAAGAUUCCAAAAGUGUAUGUUAACUUUGGAACUCUUUAAUUAUUUCCAAUGA